Messenger RNA from Penicillium bovifimosum, 759 nucleotides. RefSeq names its product Mpv17/PMP22 family protein. Lineage: Eukaryota; Fungi; Ascomycota; Eurotiomycetes; Eurotiales; Aspergillaceae. The transcript is spliced from 6 exons. The record is from RefSeq and is a predicted model, not a curated record. Bases 1 to 759 code for a protein of 252 amino acids. Gene Ontology annotation, cellular component: cytoplasm; membrane.
AUGAUCUGUUCAACAAAGCGCAAAGUCCUGGAUGGACUAAACAAGAGAUACAUUUACGGUCGCGUGCCUUUAUUGCAUACGAUCAUUUUCCUCAUCGAGAUGGCAGUAGCAGCACGGCUUGCUGCCAAAUUCAACACCUACUAUGGCGAAAGGCCAGUGCUCACAACGAUGGUCACCAAUGCUGUGCUUGGUGGUGUCGCCGAUACCGUUGCGCAGUUGAUCACAGCCUUUAGGACCCGCAGACCUCAGAUGAGCGGAGAUGAUUUCCUUUCGAUAGAGAUUCAUGACUUGGACAAGCAGAAGCCCCCUGCUGUAGGGGAACUGGGAUAUACACGGAGCCCAGCAACAUCUUUCGAUUUUGAGCGUCUGACCCGAUUCAUGUCUUAUGGCUUCUUCAUGGCACCGCUGCAAUUCCAGUGGUUUGGCUUCUUGUCCAGGGCGUUCCCGCUCACCAAGCUGAAUCCGACUGCUCCCGCUUUCAAGCGUGUUGCCUUUGACCAGUUGAUAUUUGCACCAUUUGGUCUGGCGUGCUUCUUCACCUACAUGACGAUCGCGGAGGGUGGUGGAAGAAGGGCAUUGACGCACAAAUUCAGUGAUGUGUACCUCCCAACCCUCAAGGCCAACUUCGUGCUAUGGCCGGCAGUACAAAUUCUCAACUUCCGCGUCGUUCCCAUUCAGUUCCAGAUUCCUUUCGUAUCCACCGUUGGUAUCGCAUGGACCGCAUACCUGUCUCUGACAAACUCCGCCGAGGAAGCCUAA